This is a messenger RNA of Hippopotamus amphibius kiboko, 5154 nucleotides long. It is a transcript of the gene ZDHHC3, whose product is annotated as zinc finger DHHC-type palmitoyltransferase 3. The coding region runs from base 281 to 1279 and encodes 332 amino acids. Gene Ontology annotation, molecular function: protein-cysteine S-palmitoyltransferase activity. Gene Ontology annotation, cellular component: Golgi apparatus; endoplasmic reticulum. Gene Ontology annotation, biological process: protein targeting to membrane; peptidyl-L-cysteine S-palmitoylation. The record is from RefSeq and is a predicted model, not a curated record. NCBI's taxonomy places the organism in Eukaryota, Metazoa, Chordata, Mammalia, Artiodactyla, Hippopotamidae. The transcript is spliced from 7 exons.
UCAUCAGCCUGCGCGGCGGCGCUCCAGCAGCAGCCGCCGCCGCCACCGCCGGGAGCUCGAUGGGCUUCUCCUGCGCGCCGCCCUGUGUCUGGCCAAGUCCAAGGAGCCGCGGCGCCUCGUGCCGGGGAGCCAUCGUUGCAGCCCGAGGCUGGGUCCCGGCUCAAGGGCUGCAGGGGGAGCGAGGACGGCGGCGGCAGCCGGAGCCCCACCGGAGGCCUGGGACUGGGGAACUGCCUCCGGCUUCACGGUCAGUUGGAUGCCAGUAUGGACAGAAUAGCUUAUGAUGCUUAUCCCCACCCACCACUUCCGAGAUAUUGAGCGGAAGCCAGAAUACCUCCAGCCCGAGAAGUGCGUUCCACCUCCCCACCCCAGUCCUGUGGGAACCAUGUGGUUUAUCCGCGACGGCUGUGGCAUUGCCUGUGCCAUUGUCACCUGGUUUCUGGUCCUCUAUGCGGAGUUUGUGGUCCUCUUUGUCAUGCUGAUUCCAUCCCGAGACUACGUGUAUAGCAUCAUCAAUGGAAUUAUGUUCAACCUGCUGGCCUUCUUGGCCCUGGCUUCCCACUGCCGGGCCAUGCUGACGGACCCCGGUGCAGUGCCCAAAGGAAAUGCCACUAAAGAAUUCAUCGAGAGUUUACAGCUGAAGCCUGGGCAGGUGGUGUACAAGUGUCCCAAAUGCUGCAGCAUCAAGCCCGAUCGAGCCCACCACUGCAGUGUUUGUAAGCGGUGCAUUAGGAAGAUGGACCACCACUGUCCCUGGGUCAAUAACUGUGUCGGCGAGAACAACCAGAAGUACUUCGUCCUGUUUACAAUGUACAUAGCUCUCAUUUCCUUGCACGCCCUCAUCAUGGUGGGAUUCCACUUCCUGCAUUGCUUUGAAGAAGACUGGACAAAGUGCAGCUCCUUCUCGCCCCCCACCACCGUGAUCCUCCUCAUCCUCCUGUGCUUCGAGGGGCUGCUCUUCCUCAUUUUCACCUCAGUUAUGUUCGGGACCCAGGUGCACUCCAUCUGCACGGAUGAGACGGGCAUUGAGCGCCUCAAACGAAAGCACCAGCCCAGGGAACACACGGGCAGCUGGAAGUCAGUCAAAGAGACCUUUGGUGGGGACUUUUCCCUGAACUGGUUCAACCCCUUCUCCGGACCGUGUCAUCCAAAGCCUCUCAGUGACAGUGACUGGGUGCGACAGGUGGCAUCGCUGUCAGACACUGAGAACACAGAAACAACAGAGGAGCAGUCAGAGGAGAGGAAGGACGAGGACUCCGUGGAGGUGAUAGAUGAGUGACGCUGUGGGGAGAGGGCCAGACACUGCGCAGUCAUGUCACCCUGGAUGCUGGCGUCGUGGCCACGGGGCUUCUGGGUACCACAUGCUCCCCUGUACCCGCUGCUCCCCUCAUACCACCCUCCUGGCCUUGCUGUCCUCUGACCCCUCCUCCCUCUCCCCACGUUGGAUUAGGUCAGGGGGUGGGGGUGGACUAGGGGUGACAGAGGAGGAUGAGAGAAUUGCUCUGAGCUCAUCUGCCCGUGAGGGAUCAUCAGGAACCAUUCUCUGAGGCUGGACACCCUUCACAGCCUGCACAGUCCCACCCAGCAAAGGAAACUCUGAACAGGGCAGCCCGGGGGCAGAAAAGAACUGGCCUCUGUCCUUUCUUGGGAUGUCUGUCUUCUCUUCAGAAGGUUGGGGCCCAGGAUCCUGGCUUUUGAGACUCCUGGCUUUUGAGAACUAAGACUGUGAGGUUGUGAUGGAAGAACAGAGCAGGGCUGGCCUUGGGAAACUGGGGUGGGACGCUGGCAUCAGGAGAGACAGGGCUGGAAAGGCUGCAAGGAUCCUGGUCACUCCCCAGAAAGGGCUUCCCCCUGGUGCCUGCCUAAACUAGGAGAAAGGCACGGCGGCCUUGGCUAUCUUCAGGGCUCAGGCUUCAUUUGAGAGAGGACCCUAACACUAGGCUGUACACACACACACACACACACACACACACACACACACACACACACACACACACAUACACACACACACACACACACACACACACACACACACACACACACACACACACACACACACACACACACACACACACACACACAGCAUGCCCAGGUUGGAAACAAGCCUGAGUUGCAACAGUAGCACCCAAACUUAGCUCCCAUUCCAUACAUACUAGAAUCCCUGAGUCAGCUCGGAGGUGUCCUGCCUUGUGGCUAAAAAUCUGUCCAUUCCAAGUGGAGGGUCAGGGGGAGAACCUAUUUAGAACUACUGGAACUCUGACCUCUCCCAUGAGAAGUGCAUUUAACUGUCCCCCCUGGAGAGAGUCUAACCACCCACAUGGGCAAAACGGACCAGAAAUCUAGCCUGAGUGUUUUAGGCCAGUUCUCCCAAGACAGUGUCCAUCAUGUCUCUCUGAAAGGAUGGGUGGGGGCCAGAGCCUGCAGACUGAGAAGCAGGAAGCCCCCACCACCACCACCACACAGACACCCCCUACACUACCAUGCUGAAUCGGGGCCCUGGUCGCCCCAUUUGAAGCCUGAGGUGUCCGUGAUCAUUACUGAAGGCCUGAGCAGGACUUCUUGAGUUCUGAAACCCUGUUCUGAUAGUUGCUGAAGGAGCAUCUUCUGCACAAAGUCCAACAGAGGGUUGGUGCCUCAUUUGAGAGCUCUUUACCCGCGCUCCCCAGUGUGAGCCUUCGUUCUCUCUGGCCUGUUGCCCCAGUGUUGACUGACAGCAGCAGCAUCGGAGGGCUCAGGCACAGAGGCGGAGCCUGCCCAUGCGAGGUCUCUGCCCCUCUCCCAGCUCCAGGCAGGAGAGCAUGAGUCCUAGUCCAGAAAGGCCUGUAGCCCCAGUUACACAGGGCGGAAGGUCAGCAUUAGGAGGGGCAGCACAGGACACUUAGGUCACUGUGGUGACCAUGGGAAAGAAAGGAGGGUGAGGCAGCGGCCUGGUUCUCGGACAGCAUCCUUGGGCAUUCCGCUAAAGGGGGGUGAUUCUGUUAGAGAGACACUGCUGUCUACACCCAAUGACCCACAGGCUCUGGGGUUCAUUUCUGAGGGACCACUUCUGUCCUAAUCCCAGCUCUCUAAUGAUGUCCCAUGAGAGAGGUGACGGCAGGACUCCAGCAUUGACAGAGCAACUGGAAAGGCAUGGGGCCUUCCACACCCAGGUUGUAGGCCUCUAUUUUGGGUCCAUAUCAGCUUUAAUAUUUAUUAUUGACAAUGUAAGGGACCCCCAGCAUGCUCUGAAGCCUGUUGAGUCUGGGCAGGGUGUGGCCAUGGAGGCCUGCUAUUUUUUGUCCUCACCCAAAAGGCAUCCUGCAGUGCAGGCAUGGUGGAUUGUACACCAAAGAGACUCCACACUGGGGAAGGAAAGCAGUACCAACCCCUGGAAUCCCUGGGGAGACUGCAGUUACAAUAAAGGAAGAAGGUUCACUGGUCACUGUUUGUGGAUAGCUUCAGUCUCUGCUGAGUCCAAGCCUGAGGUCAAAGGCAUGCGCUAAGCCACAGGGCCCUUGAGAAAUGUCCUUACACGAUAGGUUUGAAACUGGUCUUCCUCUGGCCAGCUUGGCCUGAAAGCAGAGGUACCCACCGACCCCAAAGACAGUUCUGUUUUCAGAUUCGUGGGUGGGGAGGUGUUUUACCUGCACAGAGUAGGACCCAGCCCCCAAUCCUCUCACUGGGCCCAUCUCCCUCCACACUAGACCUCAGGCAUGUCAGACCCUGUCCUGUGAGGGCUGGACCUGGCCCCAGCCAGGCUGUGUGGGAGUAACCUACCCAACCCUAAGGCUUGUGACCUUGCACCAGUGACACAGUGGCCUCUCCACGGCAGCUGUCGACAGCAAAAUAUUCCGCUUAGCCCCAAACCUUCAACAUGGCAAAUGAUAUCAAAACAAGAUGAGGGCUACAGAGCGGGGCUGGGUGCAAGCUUCCACCUCUUUGAAUAAAAGCUCUCUGGUCCACCUUGGUCACCAAAGUCUCAUGCCUUCAGCUGGAACAGCCAGUUCGGACCCAUGGGCAGUGUCCUGCCUCUCAGGUCACCUCAAGGACACCUCUAAGCCUCUUCUCUCCCAUUUCCUGCACGAGAGACAAGUGUCACACAGCACAUUGCCAGCUACACUCCUGUCUCUGGAUCAUUUCCCUGUGGUAUCUCCAGCAGGAAGAAAAGUCACCUUUCAUGCAGCAAGCAUUUAUUGUGCACCUACUGUGGACAUUGGGGCCAAGAGUGCCCAGAAUUGAAGGUCUUUGACUCUAGAGCCCAGGUCCCCACCUCUUAAUUUCAUGCAGAUUACAUGUAAAAUACCUCAUUCAGUCCAUGAGGUGCCUCUGCCAGAGAGUGUCCAGUUGGGGUUAUGGCCUUAGAGAGAGGGGCAGGCGUCCCGAACGGGGUCCAGAACAAAGAAGUCAGACCCCUCAGAGAGAAAGAGAGUCCCUUGACCUGGGAAGUUUGGAGGAUCAGAUGACUCUCCAAUACCCACGUGAUCCCAGCAUAAGACACUAAGAAGCUUGUUCACAGAAAGAAAAAAGUGACCCAGGGGACCGCAUAGUCAUCUUGAAGCCAUCAGAGCUUAAUUAAAAGCACAUUGAGCAUCAUUUGAGACUUCUCUGGAGGGUAGCUCCAGGAGAACAGUUUCAGGUAACAGAAGGGCUUUCCGUUGGCACAAGGAGGUGCCUUCUCCUAGGAUAACAACCGCCCCUGAGAAGGAACAGACCUCUGCUUGAGGGAAGGGGGGUGCUUCUGGCCAGGGUUCUUUCUCCUGGGCUGGGCUGCCUUUCUCCUGGGGCCACCUAUCUUUGUCUGAGAGCCUGUUGGCCGGCCUGAGACCAUCUCUGGUGGGUCCCUGUACUGCUGCCUGCAGCUCUGCUUCCAGGCCAGCCCUAUGGGCCCACCAGCACUGGUGAGAUGAAGUGAUGGGCAAGGCAGAAGUGGGGCGCCUCUUGGGAUGUCUUCUUUAUUUGUUUUCCUUAUUGCUUUGGCUGUGUUGUGUCUUAGUUGUGGCACACAGGAUCUUCAUUGAGGUAUGCGGGAUCUUUUGUUACAAUGUGCAGUCUUCUCUCUAGUUGCAGCACGCGGGCUUCUCUCUAGUUGUGCGUGCAGGUUUUCUCUCUCUAGUUGUGGCGCGAGGGCUCUCUGUUGAGGUGUGCGAGCUCAAGUGUUGUGGCGCGUGGGCUUAG